UUUCACCUCCGUCAGAUACGUCCGAAUAGCACACGACCAGUAACCGUCCCUUGAAAUACUACGCACAAGGUGUGUUGGCACACGAUAACGUCCGAGUUUACGAUUCCGUUACAUUAUUAUAUUAUUAUCUUCAGCUUUUUACCUCAUAUCGUUCGAUCAUAUCAUUUUAUAUUGUAAUAUUGUAUUCGAGUGUAGUGUGAUCCGCAUCACUGUUAUGGUGUUUACGCGACACAGACCACGUUCCAGAGGACCAACAAUUACAGCAGUUGACAAGAAAAAUGAACAUUACCCAAACGGCGCUUGAACACACUGAAAUACCCAUCGAGGCGGAUUGGGCUCUAGCRGAAACUCCGAACAGCAUCAACGCUACUGGACUUCUAGCUGAAGACUUGGAGGAAUAUGGAGGUCUGACUGAAAUACAAACAUUGAUUUUAGCAUGCGUAGCCACUGUAAUACCCCUAUUCUUGGGGCUUUUGCUCGUUCUCGGAGUGAGAAUGGUGUGGAAAAAAUACAAAAAUCACAAUACCGACGGUGGCUAUGACAACGACGGACUGCGCCGCGAAGACAGUUGCGAUGCCGUCAAGAGUUCAAGCUUCAUGCAGAGCGCCGAAGAGCUGAAGACCAGCGAAUCGCAGUAUUCCGUCCUGAUGCCGGACGAUGCGGCGUCGGCAGCAGUGUGUUGCUACGCUGCGGCGAACGGUGCUUCCGCGCCGCUGCCACCGCUAUUGUACAAUAGUCCACCCAACAAUCGUUUUGGAGAUACGAACAAAACGAACCUGAACGGCAGCAUUAUCACGCUGACGAUGAAAAACAACCAUCUGAUCGUGGAGACCGAGGAAAGAGUGCCGUUGCAGGGCGUUUGCAUGGCAUCGGCGAGCGAAGUUGCGGCCGCGAAUUUUCCUGAACCAAGAUUGGCCUAA
Diuraphis noxia (Russian wheat aphid) is the source of this 920-nucleotide messenger RNA. RefSeq lists its product as uncharacterized. The record is from RefSeq and is a predicted model, not a curated record. NCBI's taxonomy places the organism in Eukaryota, Metazoa, Arthropoda, Insecta, Hemiptera, Aphididae.